AUGGAAGUGCGAAGACGACUACCUCGCGAAAGAUCCUACGUCCACGGAAAUAAAGAUGAUAUUUCGAGCCCGGACACUGCAACAUCCAACCCUAGACAUGGCGUGAUUAAUGGGCUACUGGCUCUGCUUGGAUAUCUGGUUCAACUCCUGAAGUCAGUCUUGUAUGGGUCACCCAAGGACACGCGACACUUGGAAGACGAUGAUGAAGACAAGAGCAAUGAAGAGAAGAUAUUGCUAGGGUACAUGUGUGGUGGAGUGAUAGCGGUGCAUGAACGGCGGCGCAAGCGAAGUACAGCUUUAGUCCUGUCCGGCAGUCGCCAUGAAGAGACGCCUUCUGUGCUCAAGCACUCCUCGGCCGCAUAUGCCUUCCUGGGCUCAGAGACACAUCCAAGGCUUCUGCGCUGUCGCUCCUACGGCCCGCCCAUCGUCCUCGAACAUGCCCCCCUCGGCACCGUCCACGCCCUUCUCUCUACCAAAACACCCUACCCGUCUCUCUCACAUCCCUCAAUACCUACCAAACAUGCAACACUCGCUCUCCCACUCUCCUGGCUUCUGCAAACAUCCUCGGCCCUUCGCUUCCUACACGACCAAAAAGUCACCCAUGGCGCUAUAUCCCCAUCCUCUCUCUUGCUUCGCGCGGACAUGUCCAUCGCUGUAACAGACUUUACAAAAUCCACAAUCAAUGGUCAUAACAAUGGCGUACCCACCCGAGCAUCGGACGAAUUUGCUUUCCCCGUGGAUGCUCUGCGCUACGACUACUUUGACGGAGAAUUAUCUGCGAACUCACAGGCUCUGGGGUUGGCUAUCGAUGCCUUUGACUUUGCGACUUUGGCUUACAAAUUGUUGAUGAGGAAGGCACCGGGCUGGGAGUUGCCCACGGGAAAUGGCACUUGGGCAUUGGAAGAGUUGCAUGAGGCAUUGGACGAGGCAGCGCCAGAGCUUGGAGAUGAGAUUGUGGUCGGAUAUGUGGUGAGGGAUGCUUGGUGUUUGGUGUACGAGGAGGGCAAGACUAUGCAGGAAGAUGUCGUGCAUGCGUUGCUGAGACAUGGCUUCCAGGUCAGAGGUGAUGACAUUGUCGGUGUCAAGGAGGCUGCUAGAGAGUUUGCAGAGACAUACCAGCCUUCUUGGAGGUUUGAGGGAUGA
Molecule: messenger RNA, 1143 nt
Organism: Aureobasidium melanogenum CBS 110374
Lineage: Eukaryota; Fungi; Ascomycota; Dothideomycetes; Dothideales; Saccotheciaceae
Exons: 2
Coding region: 1-1143 (380 amino acids)
Source: RefSeq, a predicted model, not a curated record